UUAAGCGCGGAUCGUUCGUUAUACCGACAGACCUCGAGCAGACAUCCUACAGCAAUACGGCGCGGUUCUGAGUGAAAAAUAAGCCAAAAUGUCGGCAUACAAGUAUACAACCGGCCUAGUUGUUCUGGUGAUCGCUCUGUUGACCAUCAACACUGUAUCUGCUGGUGAAGAUGUUGCUUCCUACGCUGACGAUUCACACCAUCUGAGAGUCGGCUCCAGGAUGCCCGGCGACAGACUCGUCCUCAAAGAGAACGUCAGCAAGAGCUCUGGCUGGUUGAGGGUGCAGGUUAUUGAGAAGACCUUCUAUGUCCCGGGGUUGGAACGUAUCACUAUGGUUGAAGCAUUGGACCAGAAAACGAAUGGAAAAGGCGCGUACGCCAGUAUUCUGAACGGUGGACCUGGACACAACAACGUCACCAUGAAGUUCAAGAGUCAGAGAGGUCACAGUAUUAACUUCGUCCUUCAGCUUUAUUCACGUUAAUUGUCCAGUGGAAGCAGCUACUCUUACAACUGGUACGACGAUUCCUGGAUGCAACUCAGAUGGAGAAGUGACAUAAUCAACCUUCAAAGUUACAUCAACCUAGUGUGAACUGUUUACUAUUCAAGAAGAAUUACCAUUGCUACCAAAAGAAGUCACCGAAUCUUCUUGUUACUUUGAAGUUUUGUAUAUCAUCAAUAAAUCAAUUGAUGUAAUUGUACAUAUGUUUCUUAAAAAUUCUCAAAUGCAUGUAAACUCGCAAUCGUAGAACAUAAGUAUAAGCUAUUAAUAACGUGUGCAAUGUACAGAAAACUGAUAACACUUUACAAAAUGCAGUGCUUGUUCAUGAUUUUUUACGUACGAAUGAAAUAAAUUCGCCUUUAUCACUUA
Vollenhovia emeryi is the source of this 868-nucleotide messenger RNA. RefSeq names its product probable salivary secreted peptide. The record is from RefSeq and is a predicted model, not a curated record. Lineage: Eukaryota; Metazoa; Arthropoda; Insecta; Hymenoptera; Formicidae. The transcript has a single exon. The coding region runs from base 89 to 481 and encodes 130 amino acids.